Molecule: messenger RNA, 960 nt
Organism: Pipra filicauda (Wire-tailed manakin)
Lineage: Eukaryota; Metazoa; Chordata; Aves; Passeriformes; Pipridae
Gene: NMS
Product: neuromedin S
Exons: 10
Coding region: 315-878 (187 amino acids)
Source: RefSeq, a predicted model, not a curated record
UCCAGGUUUGACGUUUCUCCUGGAAGAGUCUUACUUGCAAGAGAUUAACAUUUGCAACUUGGCCAGUCAGGGAGGACUGAGGUGGUACUGGACAUUUGAGCUGCAGGAACACAUUCAAGCAUUAUAAGAAGUUAUCUGUCAGUGGCAGGCUGUCUUGACUGCUCUUGCUGGCAGAGUCAAACUGGCAAGCAGCUGAGUCUUAAGUUCACCUGCCGCAUUCACCAAGGUACAAUUUCCAGGUGACAAAGUUGCUGUGAUACUGCAGAAAAGCAGCUCUGACGGAGAGUUCCAGAGGGCAGAGGACGGGAUGUCUAAUGCUGGACCUUUCGCGGGCGGGCCGGUCCAGAGGGGCGGCAGGGGGUGACAGCGCCGUGUCCGGCAGAGGGAGCGACAGUGGCAGCGGUGCUUGGGACCGCCCCGGCGCCCAUUGGCUCGGCGGCUCCAUAUGGGGCUCGGCGCGGCUCCAUAAAGGCAGCCCGUCUGCCCGUCCGUCCGUCUGUCCCCGGCCGGCCAUGCCCUCGCCACCGCCCGCCCUGCCCUUGCUCCUGGCUGCCUGCUGCCUCUGCGCCCUCCCGCGGGGCUCAGGGUUCCCGCAGCCUUUCUCGCGCUACUGGGACGGUGUGGAGCUGCCCCAAAAACAGCAACUGGCACUGUGUUUCAGUCAGUGGAUGGAAAUGUCCAAUGAACCCCAGAUCUCCAGCUCUGUUUUGGAUCUCUGUUAUUCCAUAUUCAACAGCAUGCAUAAAAAUGAGGAAUCACAGAUUGCUUCUGCAAAGUUUACAAAGAAGGACAGUCAUGGGACUCUGGGACGGCCUUUUUUCCUUUUCAGGCCUCGAAAUGGAAGAACAAUCAAAGGCAGCGAAUACCAUGGAAUAUGAAGUUCAUGAGUUGAUUUACCAGCUUGAUGACUUGGUUUACGUAAAGAAAGGAGACUUCCCAUUGCACUGGUUGUCUAUUAUG